AGCUCGGGUGUGCUGUGGGGUCUGGGGCGGCGGAGCCUGUGGGAAAUGACGCCAAUGUCACUGUCCCGAUACAGCCCCGCAGGUAUCCCCGUAGCGGCGUAUCUCCCUAGGGCCUGAUAGCGUGGCCAUACCCCCGUCCCUGGGCCGCCCCAGCGCCAGGAGUCCCGGGUCGGGGUUCAGCGCCUCGGCUUGGUUUGCUCCGGCCCCUGGGACGCGUGGCGAGAAGGCGCCGGGGCAGGUAAUCGUGGCGCCUUAGUGACCCGGUGUUUCUGUGGUCAAGGGCGUCUGCUCGCCUGGCAGUGUUUGAAAAGGGAAACGUUACCCAGGAAACCCCUCCCUCGGCCGGGGCAAGGCCAGCCAAGCGGCGCAGGGUAAAUCAAAUAACCCAAACCGAAGAAGAAACAUACAAGAUAAUGUAAUUUGCGGCUCUGUUGCACCUGCUAGCCAGCGAUCCCAAAGUGCUUUCUAUAUAAACUCAUGAAGUGAACCUCCUGCCCUGCUCACCUUUGGAGUAACAGCCCAUUUUAUAAAUGGGGAAGGAGAAGCUGCAACUUGCCUAAGAUGAGAUCACACCAGCCUGUGGCAAAGUCGACCAAAAACCGCAAUCUCCUUCCCUCAUUAUAUUUGAACAAUCAGAACAUGGUUCUUAGGAGUGCCCCUCUGGCACUAGUGACUUUUGUUUCUUUCAUGUACUGCUUAAACUGGCUUAUCCUUUCAUCAACACAAGUUGAUUUACCUCACCCACCCUGCCUCUAGGAUGGUGAACAGUUAGUUCUACAAGUAUACAUUAGUAUACCGUUUUGUAUUAGAUUUUUCAUGGAUUUUGAGUAUUUGAUUUAUAAUUCACUAUUUCUGAGAAAAAUAAGGUGAAUAGUAAAACAAAGUUUCAAUCGCUGGCAUAUAAUGCUCCCACUAUAUAUUGUGGAUUUGGGACUUUGCAUUUCGUUAGUAGCUUCCAAGUAAUUUCUGGAGAAAUUCCCCUAAAAUGGAGACAAAAUGGAAAUUUUUGUAGGUUGGAUUUAGGGAGAAAAUAAUGCUGAAUCCAGGCCUAGAGAGUUUUUAUACUAUAAAAUAAUGCUUGUGGUGAGUCAGAAUAAAAUUAGCUCCUCAGAUAAAUUGACCUAAACAUAUCAAUCUAAUUUCAACAGAUGUUUCUAGGAAAAAAUACUAAUUUAGAGGACUCCCAUUAACUAGAUGCAUUUUGAGUUUGUUGCAAUUAAUUCAGACAACAAAAGAUUAAUAGAAAUUGUAGCUUGAGGGGUUUUUUUGCUGAAAAACAUAAAUUCUCAUCUAAAACCUUUUGACAACUGGUUUUAAAUCCCUUAUUCUAGAAAAAGAUGGUAACUGAACGACUGUGAUAUAGUAUUUGAUAAUAGAUAUGUUGUACAAUUAUUGGCCAUUUUAUAAUCCCAUUGAUUUCAGUAGAAGUUAGGAACCUAAAUACCUCCGAGGUUCUUGGCCAAAGAUCUUAGAAUCUGGAUUUACUUUGACAAAACAGGAAAAAGCAAUGGGAUAGAGACCGAGAGGGAGGAAAGAAGGAAGGAAGGAAUAUGUAGAAUAAGGCACUGGGGUGGGUGGUACAGUAAGCAUAGGCUUUUUGUUUGUUUUUAUAGUGAUAGAAAAUUACAUCCGUGUAAAACACAAGAUUGGAGAAUUUGUGGUUUGUAGGCCAAGGGCCUAAAGAGACAAUUAAAUCUCUUGUUUUAAAGGAACCAUUAGAUAUGGUAAUCUCAGUCAUCAACGAAAAAUGUAAACAGUGUUUGCAGUCUAAAUGGAAUAGGAGGAAGAAGAAGAAUACUUUGCACUCCUCAGGUCUUUUUACUGAGGAUCUUAAAGCACUUUAUGAACAAUCAUUAAUCAAGACUCAUAACAGCCAUGGGAGGUCAAUGAGAAUUAUUAUUUUCAUUUUAGUGAUAGGGAUACUGAGGCACAGAGUUGUUAAAUGACUUUCCUAAUGUCUCAAAAGAGGGGUCUGAUCAAAGUGACCUUGUGUUCCUUAUUCAGGUAAAACUACUGAAGUCAGGAUCAGAACUCAGUGAAGGGCAGAACUGGGAAUUAAAGCCAGACACUCAAUUCUGUCCUUUUAAUGAUAAUCUAUCUGUCUCUAUUUGUUAAUCAUAAAUAGGGCAUCUUAAUUUAGGUUUUAACCAAAAAACACAAAUAAAACAACCCCCGAUGCAAAACAAAUUAAAUUGGUGCUUAUCCAGUAAAUACCAGAAAAGGUUACUUGUGUCUGAGAGCUUGUCUACAUGGAGCAGUAAUGCAGACUAUGGGAGGUGUGAUUUGUAAUGCACACUAACAUAUUGCAACGUUAAUUGGUCUCAGUAGACCUUGCUGAUGCUCACUAGGGAACAUUACAAAGAGAUUACUCAUUACAGCAUAUAUGACUGUAAUGAGUAAUAUAUAUAUAACAUAUACAAAGAGAAAGCCAUGAAAAACCCUGGUUUUUGGACAUCUACAUAAAAUUCAAAAAUUGAUACAAAUAAUCCUCCAAAAAUUAAAUUAAUAAACUCAGAAAACCAGAAGCACUAAUCAUCAGCCUGUCUAUACUAGCACGUUUGGUACUUGUCAGCAACCUGACAGGUAGUGUAUAUUUAUGGCAGCAAAGGAUCUAAAGCAAGUGUUGUGUAAAAGCCAAGGAAGUGUAUGUGCCUUUUUGAUGUUGAACCUUGCACCCAGGCCAAGAAACAACCUUUAUUCUGGUUUGACCAGGCAUUUGCUUUUACCAGUCUAGAUAAGAUGUGUCCUAUUACCAGUCAGAUUUGUCAGCUUCCAACACUGAUCCAGGAAGCCUUUCUUGCAUUGAAACAAUGCAUUGAUGGUUCAAUACCCCGCUAAAAUGAGGGUUAAAUAGCAUGAAAAAUCUGGGUAUUGGAAUCCGUGGAGAAAUUAUCACAGUUUGAAAUGUGCAUAUCCGUAGAUAGGAUUAAUGAUACAGGGACUUGCCUAUUCCCACAUCCUCUCUUGCUUCAUGGAUGAAGCCAAGUGUCCUUGGACUACUUUUCCAUUUUGAUUCUUGCAUGCUGAAAUGUCAUAGGUGUGAAUGACUGCAUGGCUUCAGACUCUGCCAUUCUUGCCCACCUACCAAAAAUAAAUCCAGACACUGGAAGAAAUACAUCUUGUGUUUGUUAGAUGCACUGUAGAAAUAUAGAAAACUAUAUACAGUAAUUAAAUACUUUUUGAUAAAAGAAGAAUGGAAAAUGUUACUCAGAAUACUAAUGCAAACCUCAGUUGCACAACUGCAAUUAUGCAAUUCACUGGGUUACUUAGGUGAUAUUUAGUUGUAUAGAAGGUGUGUUCACAUCAAAGGGAGUGUUAAGCCUACUAGUCAGUACUUAACUCUUUGCAGUUUGUCUUUAGGUUUUGCUGGAAUCAAAGCCUUCAGCCUGAAUCCAGGACCUACUUACAAGCUCUCUGCUGCUUUUUUCUAAAACUUUUGUACGAAGUGGAAACAGAUUCAAACUGAAUGGAAUACCAUUUUUGACUUACAGGAUUUAUCAUAACCCUUACUGUUACCUAGUGCUAAGAUACAAACGAAAUUUAAAAAUCCAUCUGGAAUUCAGUGACAUCCAAUACAGGCACCAGUGAAUAUGUCAUUCAGUCAAACUAGACCUCCAACAUCAGAGUUGGUAGAGCUUCAUGUUUUUUAUGUCCCAGAAGAAGUGUGGAACUUCACAUUAAAUACAGUUUCUGCAGCUCUUACUAGCAAAUUCAUUUCAGCUGGAUUUAUAAGGGUGCCUCGUCAUGUCACACUGAGGGUACUGCGGGAGCAGCUUGGAGACUUCCUGGGUGAAGAUGCUGUUGCAGAUAAGUUUAUAUUUCUGAAACAUAUAGGGAAAAAGCUAGCAGUGGUGAAGGCAAAACAAGAAACAGAACUGAAACUCAAGUUAUUUGCUCCCCCACAUGCACUUCAUCCCGAAUUAUAUUUGCUCCCUGGAGUGGACCACUUAGAAAUUGCUUAUUCAUCAUCAUCAACUCCAGAUACACAGCACUUUAAUGUAGAAUCCCAUAGGUCUCCCCAUGGACCAAGUACUUUAAGUCUUCCAAAGAAAAAGCCUGAAAAAAGUCCAACAUUUCUAGAAGGUCCACAGAAACAUACUCUCAGGCAGAAUCAGGAAGAUUCUAGCUCUUUAGAAUGGAGUGAGACAGCAAAAGAAAUGAUUCCAGUUUUGCACAUAAAACCUGAACAAAGCCUGAACAACAGGACUCAGGAAAAAAAGAUUCCACAUAGAAGGAAAGACCAAACUGGAUCCAAUGGAUCUCUCCACAUACCAAGUAGUUUAAAUCCCACGAAGUGGGAACCUGGAAAAAAUCCUACAUCUUUGGAAAGUGCUCAGAAAAAUCAUCUCAGCCAGGAUCAGAAAGAAUCUAAUACACUUAGGUGGAGCCAGAAAGACAAAGGGACUCUUUCAGGUCAUCAUGUAAAACAGAGCAUUGAACAAGCCAAGAACAAUGAGACUCAGGAAAAUCACAUUCCCCCUGGAAAAAAAGAAGAAAUCCCUACAGUGGUGGGUGCAAAUGUGGAAAAUAGAUGCAAUCUAAAAGCUAUCAGGAUGGGAAGAAACACUACAGGGGAUUCUGAAAUUCCAGAAUCAUUGGAAGAUGGAGACAAGGAAUAUUUGCACAAUAAGAAAAGUCCUCAGCCGUCUGGAAUGGGAGAAUCUGGGGCUGAUAGUGGUAUCAAACAGGAUGAUAAGACAGAUAAGAAUAACGUAACUCAUCUUGAGUAUUCAAGUCGAUACAUUUCUCCUCCUCCUCCACCGGCUCUUUCUAUAAACAGAGCUCAAGUUCCCAUAUUUCAGACAGAGAAAAGCAAGAUGGUUGAACAACUGAAACAAAUGAAGGCAGAAAGAAGGCACAUGGAAAGAACUAGAGAGGAACUGGUUAAAAAAGUCAAAGGUUUGCUUGAACAAAAUAAGCUGAGGAGAUAUCAUGCCCGUGAUGCAUGGAAAAAGAAAUACUUUGAAACUAAGAAAGCUACCACUUCAUUGGAGGACAUUUUAAAUAAACUGCGACAAGAUUUAGAGCUUUACUACCAAAAGUUACUGUUGCAGCUGGAAGCCAGAGAUAUCAGGAAACGACCAAACAAUUUAACACACAUUGCAAACGCCAAGAACACCACAAUCAUCCAGAUUACAACAGUGCAGCACGAAAUUGAUCAACUGAAGAGAAAGUUGGAUAAUACAAAAAUGAAACUCAUAAUCGAAAUUAAGAUGAGAAAGCAGGCAGCCUCUGAUUUACGAGCAUUGAGAGCAGAGCUGGCACAGAAGAAAAUUCAGUCAUCUUUAAUACUCCAGUCUGAAACACCAAUAUUUUAGAAGGAUCACAUUACUUGGGAUUGUGUGAUAUAUUUGUAUCGAAGCUCAACAUAUCAGUAGUUGGUUUUAUGUUCCUAUGCUUUUAUUGUACAGACUUCUCAA
Molecule: messenger RNA, 5420 nt
Organism: Caretta caretta (loggerhead turtle)
Lineage: Eukaryota; Metazoa; Chordata; Testudines; Cheloniidae
Gene: SPATA1
Product: spermatogenesis associated 1
Source: RefSeq, a predicted model, not a curated record